AUGUCUUCAGAGAGCAAACCAGACAUCGAACAAGGCGCGAAGCAGAUCCGCGCUUCAGUGCUCCAUGGCGCAAAAGAUCUAAGAAUCGAAAACCGCUCACUCUUCCCACCUUCCCCAACAGAGCUCCAAAUCAGCAUUCGCAGCACCGGUCUCUGUGGGUCAGAUCUUCACUACUACAGGCAUUAUCGUAAUGGCGACAUUAUCGUGCGAGAACCCAUGUCGCUCGGUCACGAGUCGGCUGGCGUAGUAGUAGACGUAGGCUCAGAGGUAUCAAAUUUCAAAGUCGGGGACAAGGUCGCACUGGAAGUUGGCCAGCCGUGUGAGAACUGCGACAGGUGUAAAGAAGGGCGGUAUAACAUUUGCAAAGGCAUGAAGUUCCGGAGUAGUGCAAAGGCGUUCCCGCAUGCCCAGGGUACUUUACAAGACCGGAUCAAUCACCCGGCUGCUUGGUGCCACAAGCUACCAGACGACAUGUCCCUAGAUCUAGGAGCUCUCCUCGAGCCUCUGAGCGUGGCCAUUCAAGCAUCGAAACGCGCACAACUAGCACCAGGUUCAACUGUAUUGGUGUUUGGAGCCGGAGCUGUAGGCCUACUGGUCGCGGCUAUGGCCAAGAUAUCAGGUGCAGGUACAGUGGUAAUAGCAGAUAUUGAUGCUGGACGAGUGCAAUUCGCAGUCGAAAACAAGUUUGCGCACCGCAGCUUCACAGUACCUAUGAAGCGUGGAAGCACGAUAGAAGAGCAGCUAGACAUCGCCAAGGAGGUAGCUGCCGAGGUCGGAAAGCUGUCAAAGGAGAGCGGCGGUGAAGUUGGUGAAGUAGAUGCCGUAUUUGAGUGCACUGGUGUGCCAUCCUGUGUGCAAGCAUCGAUAUACGCAACACGACCAGGUGGCAAGGUUCUGCUAAUUGGUAUGGGUACACCCAUCCAAACACUUCCCAUCUCCGCAGCUGCCCUUCGCGAGGUCGACAUCCUCGGUGUAUUCAGAUAUGCGAACACGUACCCAACUGGUAUUGAAGUUGUAUCAAAGAAGGGUGAUGACUACCCGGCCUUCGCCAAGUUGGUAACACAUACUUACAAAGGCUUGGAGUCCGCAGUAGAGGCGUUUGAGAUGGCUGGAAAAACAAAAGACGACAGUGGGAAGCUGGUCAUCAAGGUUGUACUUGAGACUGGCGAGGAAGACAAGGCCAAUCUCUAA
Molecule: messenger RNA, 1191 nt
Organism: Alternaria atra
Lineage: Eukaryota; Fungi; Ascomycota; Dothideomycetes; Pleosporales; Pleosporaceae
Exons: 4
Coding region: 1-1191 (396 amino acids)
Biological process (GO): D-sorbitol catabolic process
Molecular function (GO): L-iditol 2-dehydrogenase (NAD+) activity; zinc ion binding
Source: RefSeq, a predicted model, not a curated record